AUGUUCGUCUACCAGUCUAAUGGCCGUGUUGUGAUUCUUCUACUCUACGUGGAUGAUAUUGUACUUACGGACAAUGAUUCACGAUUCGUCGAAGAAUUUAUCGUUACAUUGGGUACUCGUUUUGCCAUGAAGGACCUCGGCCCUCUUCACUACUUCCUCGGUAUAGAGGUGACUUCCACCCCUCAAGGGUUAUUCUUGUCUCAGGAUAAGUAUGCAGCGGAUAUACUACGUCGUGCACACAUGGUUGACAUCAAGCCAACAGCCACUCCUAUGGCUCUUCGGCUCGAUUUGGCAUCGACUGACCCAUUCCCGGACAUCACCUUGUAUGGCUGCCUUGUUGGGGCCCUGCAAUACCUGACUAUGACUAGGUCGGAUCUCUCUUAUGCUGUCAAUUCAGUGUGUCAACACAUGCAUGCACCAAAUAUGGCCCAUUUUGGUAUGGUUAAGCGCAUUCUCCGCUAUGUUCAUGGGACUCUGGAUCAGGGUCUCUAUAUUGUCCGCAACAGUUCUUUGGAUCUUUAUGCCUUCUCUGAUUCUGAUUGGGCAGACUGUCCACUUACACGAUGCUCAACAACGGGUUUUUGUACCUUCCUUGGCUCCAAUUGUAUCUCUUGGAGUGCCAAGAAACAGCCCACCAUAGCCCGCUCGAGCACGGAGGCUGAAUAUCGAGCUAUGGCCUCUACUACUGCUGAGCUGACAUGGUUGACAUUUCUCUACGGGAUAUUGGUCUUCCCCAGCCUCGCCUAG
Telopea speciosissima is the source of this 747-nucleotide messenger RNA. RefSeq lists its product as uncharacterized. The coding region runs from base 1 to 747 and encodes 248 amino acids. The transcript has a single exon. NCBI's taxonomy places the organism in Eukaryota, Viridiplantae, Streptophyta, Magnoliopsida, Proteales, Proteaceae. The record is from RefSeq and is a predicted model, not a curated record.